Messenger RNA from Ipomoea nil (Japanese morning glory), 1368 nucleotides. RefSeq names its product IRK-interacting protein-like. Bases 1 to 1368 code for a protein of 455 amino acids. NCBI's taxonomy places the organism in Eukaryota, Viridiplantae, Streptophyta, Magnoliopsida, Solanales, Convolvulaceae. The transcript has a single exon. Gene Ontology annotation, biological process: response to red or far red light; negative gravitropism. The record is from RefSeq and is a predicted model, not a curated record.
AUGGAGUCAAUCAGACCCAGUCCAGCUCCAAACAGGAGCAAGCUGGCCAGGACAUUUCAGAAGGUGAUUCAUCUCAGGGCAUCUUCAAAGCCCUUCUCCUCAAACAAUGGCUUUUGCCUCCUCAUUCCCCAGGAGAAGCUCAAGUGCUGCGAAUCCCACCACUUUGACAAGGAAGAGAUUCAGGAGUGCAAAGAGAAUUCAAGAAACAGGGCUGUUCUUGAGGCCUUUGUUGCAAAGCUCUUUGCCACCAUUUCUUCUCUGAAAGCUGCAUAUGCUGAGCUCCAGAUGGCUCAGUUCCCUUACAACAGUGAUGCCAUUCAGGCUGCAGAUCAAUCUGUGGUUGAUGAGCUCAAGGCCCUCUCUGAGCUCAAACACAGUUAUCUCAAGAAACAGGUUGAUUCCUCGCCGCCCCAUGUUACUCUCAUGCUGGCCGAGAUUCAAGAACAGCAGUCUCUUAUGAAGACAUAUGAGAUCACUAUGAAGAAAAUGCAAGGAGAGAUUGAAGGGAAAGAGUCCCUCAUUUCUUCCCUGCAAAAGGAGCUUCAAGAAAUCUCCAUUGACAACAAAUCCCUCGAGAGAAAGCUCAACGCCAGUGGAUCUUUCACCGUUCUUGACAACGUCAGAUUCUCCGAUGUAAACCCCAAAGACUUCAUCACGGUUCUUCACUACGCGAUGAGGUCGGUGAGGCAUUUCGUCAAACACCUUAUCCGCGACAUGGAGGGUGCGAACUGGGACAUCGACGCAGCUGCGGCCGCUAUUCAAAAUGGAGUUUCGUUUGAGAAGAAACACCACAAAGCUUUCGCCUUCGAAUCGUUCAUUUGCAGGGAGAUAUUCAACGGCUUCAACGAUCCGUGCUUCUCUAUACAGACCGAUCAUUGUUGUUUGUCCCCGGAGAAGCAGAGAGCGUUCUUCUUUGAUCAGUUCAAGAAGCUGAAAUCCGCGAGCUUGAUCCAUUUUCUAAAGCAGAACCCUAGCUCUCUGUUCGCGAAAUUCUUGAAAGCCAAGUACCUGCACCUGGUUCACCCCAAGAUGGAGUUCUCCUUCUCCGGGAACCUCACCCAACGGAAACUGGUGAAUUCCGGCGAGUUCCCGGAAACCGAAUUCUUCAAGGCGUUUGCGGAGAUGGGGAGGAGGGUUUGGCUCCUGCAUUGCCUCGCCUUCUCUUUCGAUCAACAAGUCACCACUUUCCAGGCGAGGAAGGGCGCCAGAUUCUCGGAUGUUUACAUGGAGAGCGUCACCGAUGACGUUUUCGCCGGCGCCGGCGAGUUUCAGGUGGCGUUCACGGUGGUUCCUGGCUUUAAAGUAGGCAAAAUAGUGGUGCAAAGCCAGGUAUAUCUCUCCCCAGUCUCUUCUCCGGCUAAAUCCUAG